Theobroma cacao (cacao) is the source of this 1118-nucleotide messenger RNA. Its product is annotated as SEC14 cytosolic factor family protein / phosphoglyceride transfer family protein. NCBI's taxonomy places the organism in Eukaryota, Viridiplantae, Streptophyta, Magnoliopsida, Malvales, Malvaceae. The record is from RefSeq and is a predicted model, not a curated record.
AAGAUGCUUUGGAAUAUCCUCUGAGCUCUAACAGAGAGCGAUGACAUUUUUUUUUUUCCCCUUGUUUUUCCAAAUAAGACAAAAGACUAUUUCUUUGAUGUCUGGAAUCCGAUCCAAAUAACUACGCUUGUCUUGGCGUGCAUUAAUUUCCCUCCUUUAUAUUUCCCCCACAAACUUUCUUCUCCUUACGAAAACUGCUUCUAACCGAACUUCGUUUUCGUUUCAGAAACUAAUACAAACCCCAAAUUUCGUAAUGUCGUCUCAGAUUUCUGAGUCUGAUCAGGAACAGCUCAUCCAGAAGCUCGAUAUUUUCAAGAUCCACGGCAAAGAUAAACGAGGCCGCAAGAUUCUUCGCGUUACGGGGAAAUUUUUCCCUGCUCGGUUCUUGAGCGUUGAGGUUUUGAAGAAGUAUUUGGAGGAGAAUAUAUUUCCGAGGUUGGGAAAGAAGCCGUUUUCGGUGCUGUACGUGCACACCGGGGUUCAACGGAGCGAGAACUUUCCUGGAAUCUCAGCCCUUCGAUCAAUCUACGACGCGAUCCCCGUCAACGUCAAGGAUAAUCUCCAAGCCGUUUACUUUCUGCACCCUGGCCUCCAGGCUCGGCUCUUCCUCGCCACCUUCGGCCGCCUUCUCUUCAGCGGCGGGUUGUACGGGAAACUGAGGUACGUGAACAGGCUCGAUUAUCUAUGGGAGCACGUGAGGAGGAACGAGAUUGAGAUUCCCGAUUUCGUGUACGAUCACGACGAAGAUUUGGAGUACCGUCCGAUGAUGGACUAUGGGUUGGAGAGUGAUCAUCCUCGGGUCUACGGUGCACCCGCGGUUGAUUCACCCGUCUCCAUGUACUCCAUGAGGUGCAUCUCGUAGAUGCUACAAAUAAUUCUUCCUUACCCUUUUUGUUUUUGGAGUGUGAUCCUUAGCUUCCAGUUUGUGAAUAUUUGUAAAAAAAGAAGAAAAAAAAAGGAUGAAUCUUUUGAUAAUGUGAAGGCCAUCUUUCAGUGUAAUGGGGAAGAAUUAACGAUCGGAGAAUGUUUCUAGUACUACCCCAAUGAUUGAUUUUUUCUGAACAAUCAAAAGACGACAAAACGAAAUUGAUUUGCAGGAUGGAAAUCCAAGGGUAGCU